AUGGCUUCAGGAUCUCUGCAACCGGGGGCAGAACCACUCGCAAGAGGAAGAUCCUACUCAGUUUUUGAAGCUCUCCUUGGGCGGGAUCAUCAGACAGCAAAGGAGCGAGACGGACCUUUCCGCCUUAUCCGCUGGCUACUGGAAGUGACAACGAACGCUGCACUUAGAGCCCAAGUUAACAUCAUCACAACCUUUGCAUUCAUUCGAGCUGCACGACAGGAAUGUGUCCGACUCGAAAACGCAAUAAAUGGCACCCUGGGGCAAGAAACACCCAGUGUCUCGUUUGAGGGAUUCAAGAAAACUAAAGAGGGCAUAAGCAAGCUAGAAGAUAUUUUGCUCGAAGAAUGGGAGUAUACCGUCGAGCCAAACAUUUUCGAGUCCAAAUCAGUCCUUGAGUGUCGCAAAAGUGUCGAAUCAUGGGAGCGAAACCGUGCGAAAGUCCUUGACAAAUUUCUCAGAGUGUCUGUUUUGUCACCGGGUGGGGCAAGACCCAACCCCGAAGCUCUCGUUCAGACUCUUUGGGAACCUCGUCGUGAUGAUGCACUUGUUCUGCGUACCAUGGUAGAGCAUAUCGAACCAGAGCGUAUAAUUAUCGACGAGAGGCUGAACCAGUCUCGUACUAUUUUGCGAAGUCUUAUGGGCUUAGCAGAACGCGCACAACCAGUCCUAAAUAGAGAGAGGACUACUUAUGCCAUCAAGACAGCUUGGUUCAUCCGCGUCGCGAUCGAAGAGUCCAAAAGUGUCAAUACAAGAUAUCUUCGCCGAAGAUACCUUCAAGGUUCAGACGUUUGGGCCACUGCAUUAGACCUCGCAUUAUCCAUAGCAGGAGAUAAUGUUGGGAUGGGGGAAGUGGCGCGAAAGUAUCAGACGUUCGUGGACAAAUUACUUGUGAACACGGACAGCACCCUUUCUCCUCAAGCUCUCCUUGAUCUCUUCGCAGCCGGCGCUCAUGUGUCUCGUCCAUUCAUGUCCCAGAAUCACGCAUUAGUCGAACUCUGCUAUGAACUUGGACAGCAGUACAGCAGCACUGGUGUGGGAGACUUGGAUAAACUUGAAGCAGUACAAGAUGCUAUUUCGCGGUGUUUGGACGCAGCAAACGCUGCUCGACGAGAACAGGUGAACUUGGCGACGAUGCAGCAGCCCAACAAAGGCGCCAUUGAGCAAGCGUAUCGGAUUGCUUAUGAAUCGGUCAAAGCUGCACUUCGAAGUUUAUCUAGUCCCGAAAUCAAUACCAUCGACGCCACCAUGACACAGGCCAGAGCAGAGGAUGAAGAGCGUAUGAGAGCGUACCAAGAAAGAUUCGCAAAGGCCCAGUUGACGCAGCCGAGCACCAGAAUGGUUCGAGUGAGGAUGGGUAACCGAGACAUCAUCGUCCCAGAUGAUACACGGAUUGCCGCGCUAAUCUGGAGCGAGCAGCAGAAUACACGGCAGAGAAUUAUUGGGAUCAGGAGAGGUGGUGCCCUCGUUGAGCCUCAUCGGACGAUUGGCGAGAUUGCUGGAGGUGCUGGUGCUCUGCAGCUCGACAUGCAGUUUGCUACUUCUUGA
Molecule: messenger RNA, 1545 nt
Organism: Serendipita indica DSM 11827
Lineage: Eukaryota; Fungi; Basidiomycota; Agaricomycetes; Sebacinales; Serendipitaceae
Source: the annotation of a GenBank genome assembly